Molecule: messenger RNA, 344 nt
Organism: Ambispora leptoticha
Lineage: Eukaryota; Fungi; Glomeromycota; Glomeromycetes; Archaeosporales; Ambisporaceae
Source: the annotation of a GenBank genome assembly
AUGAAAGAUACUUAUGUGCGAUUACUGAGAAAACUCACUAGAGAGAGGGUUGGAGAUGUAAAGGAAAUAGAAGAAGAUCUUAACAGAAUACCAGUUUUUGGUAUCCAAGUUGCUGGAGAAACCAUGACAUGUUGGAUUAUGACUAUGCUAUUUGGAGUCUUUUACUUUGUUCAACAUCUUGAUUCAGUACAAAUUCCUAUGAAUCGAGACCAAUCUUCACUUGCCAGAUUUAUGGAUGAAUUAUGGAAAUUAAGGAUAAGACUAUUGAAUGUGGGAACUUUUUAUUUAUCACAAGUUCAAGAAGACGUACCUCUUUAUGAUAGUGAGUUUCCACCCAAUAAUAG